UCAUUUUGAGUUUUGUCAGUCGAUUAUUCAGUCAGUGUCAAAAGGAAGGAAACAUUUUUAGUAUGCUGGUUGUGGAGAAUAUUUUUUUCUUUCGAAGGAAGAUAGAACAGAGAAGCUAAAAAUAUAAGCAGAUGAAAUCAUACACAAACGCAUACGGACAGCUCACAACUCAAUAGCAAGCAAAGCUAGUCUUUGAUAUUAGCUUCUAACAAUUUCGUGUUGGGUGGAACGAUUCUCCCCGAUUAGCAUCGUCUUUUGGAGUAAAUUAAUAAUAUUGUGUAAAUUAUUGGUGAUUGACCUUGUGCGAUAAGAGGAGCGCGUAGGAGAUUCGGAAGGAAGAAAUAGAAGCGCGAUCCAACACCCAAAGUGCUCUUUUCGUAACGCCAGCUGAGACCAGGACGGUUCCUGAUAGAAUAUAGAUAUUCCACAAUGAGCAAGGACGCUCCACCGGCCUAUGGCUUCGUGCCACCACUCUCGGCACCACCCAGCUACGCACAAGCAGUGGGAGGAGUUCCACCGGCCAGCCCAUAUACGGCCAAUAUUCCACAGCCAACAGGACCGUCCAUCAUUACUACGGUCGUCCCGGUUGGACCGCAAACGACGCACAUGAUUUGCCCAAGCUGCCAUGCUGAGAUUAACACACAAACGACAACUUCGCCCGGUUUGAUCGCCUAUGUUUCCGGUUUCUUGAUUGCUCUUUUUGGUUGCUGGCUUGGAUGUUGCCUGAUUCCAUGCUGCAUCGAUGAAUGCAUGGACGUUCAUCAUUCAUGCCCACACUGCAAUGCCUAUCUUGGACGACACAGACGAUAAGUGGAUUCUAUUGCUUUGUAUGCUAUUCCAAUUACGCAAAUCUCUGCCACGGAUCUAACUCCGCGAUAUCCAGAAGUGAAGUGUUGUACAUCACGAUUUAAUACUUGUUUGCAAACAUUAUAAGCAAAAACAAAUAACCCGACCAUAUCUAGUUAGAGUUUGUUCUGGCAAAAAAUAAGUCGUGCCAUUGUGCAGAAAACUCAAAAUUUCGAAAUUGCCACCGUUACAAAUCAGAUAUACUAGAUAUCAAAAGAAAUAAUGUAAUUUGUUUGCAUGUUUGUUAUCGAAACAUUUUUGUUAGAAAUACAAAAAAAAUUCUGAGCUUAACACAUAGAAAACAAAAUUUUGUGCACCACGCUAAUUUUGAUCGAUCCCGAAGAGGAGUGAUAGUUUGCUGAACUCUAUUACUAGUAUCCUCGUCUGGUUAAGAGCAUCUUCAACUAAGAAAAACUUUCAGCACGACACGUCUAGCACAAACUAUAUAACACGACUUGCCUAAUAAGACCAAACCAUUAAGCGCCCAAUUUCAAUAUGUUUAGCUCAGUUCUUCCCAGCAUUCUUGUUAAAUUAGACAAAUAGAAAAGCCAAUAACUCGACAGCAUACACCAAUUAUAGACCUAUAGUCUGUUCCAGUUUUAUUUUGUAAAUCUACUUUCUACAUCGAGCUAGUAUGGUAACUUACAGUUUUCAUUGUUUCUUUUGGAGUUCAAUAUGCUGACAUCUCACGGUUUUUAUACAUAUUAAUAAUAUUUGUAGAUGUAAUGUUGUUAUAACAUUUGCAACUGGUAAUUUUCAAUAAACCAAAAAUAAUUUUAGUGUAAUUAAA
Molecule: messenger RNA, 1636 nt
Organism: Topomyia yanbarensis
Lineage: Eukaryota; Metazoa; Arthropoda; Insecta; Diptera; Culicidae
Product: LITAF domain-containing protein
Exons: 3
Coding region: 430-810 (126 amino acids)
Molecular function (GO): zinc ion binding
Source: RefSeq, a predicted model, not a curated record